This is a messenger RNA of Larimichthys crocea (large yellow croaker), 2832 nucleotides long. RefSeq names its product SMYD family member 5 (gene smyd5). The coding region runs from base 51 to 1304 and encodes 417 amino acids. Gene Ontology annotation, biological process: negative regulation of gene expression, epigenetic. The record is from RefSeq and is a predicted model, not a curated record. The transcript is spliced from 13 exons. NCBI's taxonomy places the organism in Eukaryota, Metazoa, Chordata, Actinopteri, Sciaenidae. Gene Ontology annotation, molecular function: histone H4K20 methyltransferase activity; protein binding.
AGAGAUAAAACGUCAGUGUCGGGGUUGAAAGGGGAAAGGUCGUCGGAAACAUGGCUGCUCCCCUCGAUGACAUGUUUUCCUUCUGCGUGGACCCCGGCAAAGUUGCCGCCAGCGUGGAAGUCCGAUUUAUAGACAAUAUUAAGGGCAAAGGUCUCUUCGCCAAAAGGAGCAUCAAGAAGGGAGAACCCAUUUUUUCUGAGCGACCUCUCGUCUCUGCCCAGUUUCUGUGGAAUGCUUUGUACAAAUAUAAAGCCUGUGAGUACUGCUUACGUGCUCUGGAGACUGCAGAGGAGAAUGCGAGGAGACUCAGCGGCAUCCCCGGACUUAGCCUUCCUCACCCUGAGCUCUGCUGUGUUCGACCAGAGCUGCACCAAGCCUGCCCUCAGUGCCAGGUGAUGUACUGUAGCAGCGAGUGUCGGCAAGCUGCAGCAGAUCAGUAUCAUCGAGUUCUGUGUUUGGGUCCCUCCCAGGAAGAUCCGGAUCACCCCAUCAACAAGCUGAAAGAUGCAUGGAGGAGUAUGCAUUACCCCCCAGAGACCAGCAGCAUCAUGCUUAUGGCCAGAAUGGUAGCUGUGGUCAAACAGGCCAAAAACAAAGCACACUGGCAGAAGCUGUUUGCACACUUCUGCAGCCGGGCAGCUAACGAAGAAGAGGAGAUCGCCCAUAAGCUCCUGGGAGAGAAGUUCAGAGGGCAGUUGGCCUUGUUACACAGCCUUUUCAAAGCAGCACUUUAUGAUGAUCAUCUUAAUCGGUGGUUUGUCCCUGAGGGUUUCCGCUCUCUGUUUGCUCUUGUGGGAACCAACGGGCAAGGCAUCGGCACCAGCUCUCUGAGUCGGUGGGUCCAUGCUUGUGAUGCACUUGAGCUUCCCGCCCAGCAGAGGGAGCAGUUGGACUCUUUUAUCGACCAGCUGUACAAGGACAUCGAGAAAGAAACGGGAGACUUUCUAAACUGUGAGGGCUCUGGACUGUUUCUGCUUCAAAGCUCAUGUAACCACAGCUGCAUACCCAACGCGGAGGCGUCCUUCCCCGACAACAACUUCUUGCUUCAGCUCAGUGCCCUUAGUGACAUCAACCCAGGAGAGGAGAUCUGCAUCAGUUACUUGGACUGCUGUCAACGGGACCGAAGCCGUCAUAGCAGACACAAAAUUCUGAGGGAGAACUACCUGUUUGUUUGCUCGUGUCCAAAGUGCGUCUCCCAGAUGGAUGAGCUGGAUGUGACAUCAGAGGAAGAAGAGGAAGAAGAAGGCGAGGCAGAAGGUGAAACAGAGGGGGAUGAGAUGGAAGACGAGAUGACAGAUGUCUGAUGAAAGACUUGCCCAUAUUGUUCUCAGCCGUUUCCAUUCCUGCCACCACGCUAAGCAAUCAUUGAAGCCCAGAAGAAUAAAGACCAGUCCAAACGUGGAAAAAUGUCUUAUUAACGCAUUUCACUCAUUGUUUGUGCAGUUUUACAGAUCUUUUAGAGGAGAUAUGUGUGUGACGUGUGUCACUUAGGACAGUGAUAUGUCGUCUUUUGGUUAUGCUUUACUUCAGCACACUGGUGUUUUUAACUAAAGCAAAGACUUUCAGGGUUUUUGAUCAUGUUCACAUCCAUAUUGGGUGAACACUUAAAGAUUGGUAUACCUUCUUGCCCUUAGGUUGUGUAUAAAAGGCCUGAAAUGUGUAUGUAGUUUGUCAAAUAUGGAUAUAAACAUUGAUUUAAUUUUGUGGGCCACUCAGGGGCAAUGCCACCAGUUUGAAUUAAUAAAAAGUAACUGCUGAGUAGUUGCUGCAGUGACAUACAGCUGUCCGUUAUAACUGUUAUAGAUGCAACAGAGCACACUUCUGACCACACCCAUCAGUCAAAGGUGAAACAAGACUUUAAAUUUCCUGAACACACCUGAUGAAAGCUGUUAGAAUAAAUCAAACAAAAUAGUGUUCGGGGCCCAAAAACCAAAACAAUGAGCUGAAAGAUGCUAAAAAAAACAACAAAAAAACACAGAUUUGAGACAGCAGAGGCUGGUGAUUCUUCUAUGAUGGUUUGUCACAGUGAGCAAAUCCUUUCAUAUAUUGUUAAUAUCCAAAUAUUGAUUAAGACUAGCUUUAAAUUAAAAUGAAAGCCACUUCAACCCCCACGGGUAUUGUGUCAUUUGAUCCAUGUCAUCCAGUGUGCUGGAGUACAGAACCAAAACAAAACUCUCCUCUUACAAAGUGCACUGUGUCUGACCUCCAGAUCUACCAAAUGCAACUCAGUCAUCAUUUCUUGUACCUGGCGACACUGAAACAAGGCAAAGUGAUUAAGCAAAGGUCAGCUGGUUCUCAGGUGUUUUUCUCUACUUAUGAAGUGUCUUGGAUAACAAUGCAUAAUGUACCAAAGAGGCUUUUUAUUUAUAUUUUGUUGUAAUUACAGCCUUGUCAUAUGGGAGGCAUCCAGCCAGUAAAAUACAAUUUGGUUUUCAUACAAUAUGAUCUAUAGGUUAGGUUAAACCUUUCUUAAUGUAUUGCAGAGACCUUGAGUGGAAAAUUGCUUUGUCAGUAACUCUGUGCCCUUUGUUGAGAACUGUAUUUCAAACCACAGUUCCACAUGAGUGAAAAUGCUGCUGCUGCCCACACACAAAUCAAUAUUACAACAAUGACCGUAAUCACAAAUCCCAAUAUUUUUAUUUACUACAGAAAGAUUGGAAAUAUUGAAUGAGUAAUCCCAAUUUUGUCAGUUGGCAUUCAGUGUCGUGGCAAGGGGGAGACGAUGGCUUUGUAAGUCACACACACGUACAGUAUAAUUUAAAUAUAACAGCAGCAAACAGGAGCCUAGCAUUUGUCAUUUUUACUACUCUGGCAUAAACCAUUGAAAUUGGA